AACAGAGAGCCAUCAAAAUUCCGAUUGAAGAAGAUGGAGUGUGUAAUCCCACUGUGGCGGUGCUUCUGUCUCAGUCCACCGGAACUACGCCACCGCAUCGUUAACCACAGUCGACGCCAUCUCCAUCUCUCCUCCUCCUCCUCCUUCGUAGCAGGGAUAUGGCCUCUCCCUGAUAAGAAAAAUCGAUUUCUUGCUCCAGUCACGCAGAGGACUUCCUUGAAUCGCCGUACGGGAUCACUCGAGCACCUUCCUCUUUCCCUGAACUCGUCUGUGAUUGGUAACUCAGAGGAAGAACUCGAAGAAGAAGAAGAAGAGGAUGAUUUGGAUUGGGAGUCAGAAUUUCUUGGGGAGAUUGAUCCGUUGGAAAUCCAACCUCCGAAGAAGAGGAAAAAGCAGGCAAAUUCGAAAGCGCUUGAAGAUACUGAAGGGAUGGAUUGGUGUGUAAGGGCAAGGAAACUCGCACUUCAAUCGAUUGAGGCUAGAGGAUUGUCUUCUAGAAUGGCGGAAGUGAUGCCUCUUAAGAAGAAGAAAAAGAAAAAGAGCAAGAAAGUGACUGGAAACAAAGACAAGGUCAGGAUCAAAAGUGUUCCCGAGGAUGAUUUUGAUACCGAGGAAGAAGAUUUGGACUUCCAAGAUCGAUCAAUGGAGGAUAAAAUGGGGGAACUCCGGAAGAGAGUUAGCUCAUUAGCUGGUGGAAUGUUUAAGGAAAAGAAGGAGAAGACGAGGGAGCAAUUAGUUCAGAGACUAUCCCAGUUUUCAGGACCUUCUGAUCGUAUGAAAGAAAUCAACCUGAACAAAGCUAUAAUUGAAUCACAGACUGCUGAAGAGGUACUGGAAGUAACAGCUGAGACAAUCAUGGCUGUUGCCAAAGGCUUAAGUCCAUCGCCGUUGUCUCCUUUAAACAUUGCCACUGCUCUCCACCGAAUUGCCAAGAAUAUGGAGAAAGUUUCGAUGAUGAGAACACGUAGGCUUGCAUUUGCUCGGCAAAGAGAGAUGUCAAUGCUUGUUGCUCUUGCAAUGACUUGCCUACCGGAAUGUUCAGCUCAAGGCAUCUCAAAUAUAUCUUGGGCGUUGUCAAAAAUCGGGGGUGAAUUGCUUUAUUUGACAGAGAUGGAUCGAGUCGCAGAAGUUGCCACGUCAAAGGUUGGGGAGUUUAAUUCUCAGAAUGUUGCUAAUAUUGCAGGGGCUUUUGCUUCCAUGCGGCAUUCUGCUACAGAACUCUUUGCUGAGUUGUCAAAGAGGGCAUCUACUAUUAUCAUCACCUUUAAAGGCCAAGAGAUUGCUCAACUAUUGUGGUCAUUUGCCUCGCUUUAUGAGCCAGCCGAUCAUUUACUUGAAUCUUUGGAUAGUGCUUUCAAAAGCAGUGACCAGUUCAAGUGCAGCUUGACGAAAGAAACAUCAAACUAUGAUGAAGUAGCAGACGUUGGAGUAAGCGAUGGUGCUUCAGGACCUCCAGCACUUAGCUUUAACAGGGACCAGCUUGGAAAUAUAGCAUGGUCUUAUGCUGUUCUUGGGCAAGUGGAGCGACCUUUCUUUGCCAAUAUAUGGAAUAUCUUAACCACCUUGGAGGAGCAAAGGCUUUCAGAGCAGUAUAGGGAAGAUGUCAUGUUUGCUUCUCAGGUGUAUCUUGUGAAUCAGUGCUUGAAGGUUGAGAGUCUCCACCUUCAGUUGUCACUUUGUCAUGGGCUCGAAGAAAAAAUAAACCGCGCAGGAAAAACCAAAAGGUUCAAUCAGAAAAUAACCUCAUCUUUUCAGAAAGAAGUUGGACGCCUUCUCAUAAGUACAGGGCUUGAUUGGGUUAAAGAAUAUGAUGUGGAUGGCUACACCGUUGAUGUUGCGCUGGUCGAGAAGAAAGUUGCUUUAGAAAUCGACGGGCCAACUCAUUUCUCAAGAAACACCGGACUACCAUUAGGGCAUACAAUGCUGAAGCGGAGAUAUGUUUCUGCUGCUGGAUGGAAGGUGGUAUCCUUGUCUCAUCAAGAGUGGGAAGAACAUGAAGGCAGUCAUGAACAGCUGGAAUAUCUGAGGGAGAUUCUCGACGGCUGCUUAUAGAGAAAGACAGAAACGAAAUACGUAUGGCAUUGUGAUUCCAUGGUUGUUAAUUAAAGUUCUCUUUUCCUUCAUGUAUAUAGGUAAGAUUGUUGUAUUAGAUUCAUGAUUUAUGUUUAGAGCCAUAAAACAGAAUUAAAUUCCAUUUAAAACAUAAA
This is a messenger RNA of Eutrema salsugineum, 2207 nucleotides long. Its product is annotated as RAP domain-containing protein, chloroplastic. Gene Ontology annotation, biological process: regulation of mitochondrial mRNA stability; mitochondrial RNA processing; chloroplast rRNA processing. The coding region runs from base 34 to 2052 and encodes 672 amino acids. Gene Ontology annotation, cellular component: ribonucleoprotein granule; mitochondrial matrix; chloroplast. The transcript has 5 exons. Gene Ontology annotation, molecular function: RNA binding. Lineage: Eukaryota; Viridiplantae; Streptophyta; Magnoliopsida; Brassicales; Brassicaceae. The record is from RefSeq and is a predicted model, not a curated record.